Molecule: messenger RNA, 1635 nt
Organism: Prorocentrum cordatum
Lineage: Eukaryota; Dinophyceae; Prorocentrales; Prorocentraceae
Source: the annotation of a GenBank genome assembly
GAGCUCCGCGAGCUCGCCGAGGCUGUCGAUUCCGCGCCGACCUUCCCAAGCCAGGAUACCUCGCAUCGUGGUGCAGGCAAAGGAAAGGGUGCUCUCCGUUCUGGUGCUCGCAAGCGUCUUGCCGCUGAUGUUCCUGUCGGCCCAGGCUCCGACGAGACCGCGGACAUGGACGCCGACAAUUACACUUCCGACGAAUACCUCAGGCAGGUUCGCCGCGAGGAGUUUCAGCACAUGCGCGGCACCAUCGCCGCCGAGGUCAGCAGCAGUGUUUCCAAGACGGUCGGCGAGAACCACUCCACUCUCCUCUCCAUGCUCUCCGCUAUGCAGGCUGAGGUCGCCAAGCAGGCUUCCGCAGUCGAGCAGCAGGUGCAGACCGCGCUGGCCCCUCGGCUCGAUGCCGUCAGCCGUCGCUUCCAGUCCCAGAUCGACGAUCACACCGCGCAGCUCCUCGCCGCCCAGACCAGACUCGAUCGCCACGACUCGGACAUCGAUUCCUUGCGGGGCCAGAUCGCCGAGUUCCGCAAGCAGCUCGCCCUCGCCGCCGCUGCCCCUCGUGACGAACAACCCCCGCCUUCUUCCUUCGAGCGUGCCGAGGACUGUACUAUCGUUGGUGCCGUUGCUCAGGAACCCACCACCCAGGCCAGUAUUGUUGCCACUCUUCAGCCCUGGCUCGAGGGCCCCAACUUCUCCGGCGAGGACUACCCCAUCGUUAUUCGGGGGUCUGUCCCCGCCCGCCGCUUUGAGGUGCAGUUCAAAGGCCCCUCGGGCGCAGCCGCCCGCAAGGCCUGCUCUGCCAUCUCAAGUUUUUGCGACCAAUCGGAGUGGAAAGAGCUCUGGGUCACUCCUCCGGGCGCAGAAAGGCGCAGGCUCCAUCUUGGCCCCGACAAGCCCCCCAAGCGCAUCAGACAGGAUAUCACUCUCCGCAAGGUACCGCAGGUGGUCGAGCUUCAAUGCCCUGGCAGGCGGCUGUUCUCUGACAAGGAGCGCGGCGUCCCCUCUCUCGGGCGGGGCAAGUUCAUGCAGCUCCAGGUGUCUCACGGCGAUACCCCGCCCAAGCUCUUCUGGGACAUCCCCGUCCUCAGCAAGCACGGUAUGGACGUCGAGAAGCCCACCUUGCGUCUGGCUACGUGGAACGCCAGAACCCCGCUGCAGGCCAGCGGCGACAAGGCCCGCAUCAAGAAGGCCUACCUGAGCAGUAUCCGCCCAGGCAGCACUAUCAUAGCUCUCCAGGAGAUACAUCAGGACCACCACCAGCUGGUCUCGUUCAUGGCGACCAUCGCGAAUGACAUCUCCGUCUUGUCCUGUUUCGAUCAGGACCCUGUGUCGGGUCAUAUUCGCGGUGGCGCGGCUAUCCUGGUUCCACCACUCGCGGGCUCCAACGGCGUGUUGCCGACUACAGCGCAGAGGGUGCUCAUUCCUGGGCGUGCGCACGUAGUCACUAUAUCCUCAUCUUCUCAUACUGUCGACAUCUUCGACAUCCACAAUCACGAGCUCUCCCGCGCCGACAUCCGCUAUACUGUUGAGGCGAUCAAGGCCUCACGUCUUCGUGCACAAGAGGACCCAGACAUGUAUGCCUCCUUCGUGCUGGGGGACUUCAAUUUUGCCGUGCACGACGCCCUCGCGCCUGCGCUCCCC